Fimicolochytrium jonesii is the source of this 7823-nucleotide messenger RNA. RefSeq lists its product as uncharacterized. Gene Ontology annotation, cellular component: ruffle; plasma membrane; cytoskeleton. Gene Ontology annotation, biological process: cell-cell adhesion. The transcript has 4 exons. Bases 108 to 7823 code for a protein of 2571 amino acids. NCBI's taxonomy places the organism in Eukaryota, Fungi, Chytridiomycota, Chytridiomycetes, Spizellomycetales, Powellomycetaceae. The record is from RefSeq and is a predicted model, not a curated record. Gene Ontology annotation, molecular function: structural constituent of cytoskeleton; integrin binding; actin filament binding.
GGAGUAACUUUGGAAACAGUAGAACCACAGCAUACACUAUAAGAUUUGACCUUCUGAUAAGUGAACUCCGCAUCCUUCUCCGAUACUGCUCAGCAGUAGCCGCCAUCAUGUCUCACUUGUCGCUGAAAAUCACGGCGGUGGGCUUAGGCCUCACGAAGACUAUGCAGUUUUCGGGCGAUAUGUCAGUAUAUGAAGUUUGCCGGGAAAUCCGUGAAAAGUUCGGCGAGGGUGCCGGUGGUCAAGAUCAUGGACUCAUGGCCCCCGAUUCUGGGAAAUGGCUGCAGCCAUCGAAGCUUCUUGACUUCUACGACCUCGUGUCCGGCGAUUCAUUAGAAUAUCGAAAGAAGCAUCGUCCGCUAAAAGUGAAAACGAUGGACAACAGCGUCAAGACGGUUCUCAUCGACGAAAGUCUAAAUGUACAGCAACUUGUCGAAAUUAUUUGCGAGAGGAUAGGCAUCCAAAACCCCGAGGAAUACUCCAUUUUGCCUGAGAGAUCGUUGGAGGCCGCGCAACAAGGCGUGGGAAAGGACGCUAAGACUCAACCGAAAGCAAAGGUUGGUCUGGACACGUUAGCAGGGGACCAAACCAAAUGGCUUCACCCGGACAAGACCCUGCGAGAACAAGGCGUCAACGAAGAAGAUACGGUCAUGCUGAAAAAAAAGUUCUUCUUCACUGAUCAAAACAUUGACCGAAACGAUCCGGUGCAGUUGAACCUGAUGUUCAACCAGGCGAAGGAGAUGAUCAUUUCCGGCAAGCAUCCCUGUACAGCCGAGGAGGCCUGUCAAUUUGCUGCCAUUCAAAUGCAAGUCCAGUAUGGAAAUCACGAGCCCGACAAACACAAAGCUGGGUUCAUCAAGGUAAAGGAAUACAUCCCUCCAGAAUACCAGAAGGACAAGAAUCUGGAGAAGCGGAUCUAUACGGAGCACAGUAAACUGCAAGGCUUGACGGAGCUCAAUGCCAAAUUUCGAUAUGUACAGCUCUCACGGUCGCUGAAAACCUACGGCAUUACCUUCUUCUACGUCGAGGACGAGACAGCCAAGAAGAAGAAAGAUUCCGCGAUGUUACUCGGCAUUACCAAGCAGAGUGUUGUCAAAUUGGAUCCACUCACCAAAGAAAUCAUCCGUGAAUGGCGUCUGACACAGUUGCGUCGCUGGGCGGCGUCACCUAACAGUUUCACCAUGGACUUCGGAGAUUAUGCUGAGGCAUACUUCUCAGUUCGGACGAAAGAGGGGGAGCAAAUUUCGCAACUGAUCGCAGGGUAUAUUGACAUCAUCAUCAAGAAGCGGAAGGAAGCAGAAAAGGUGGUGGAAAUUGACGAGGAGGAGCAAGCAACUCUAGAGGAAUAUGUGACACCGAGUCGAGCCACCAAUGUUGGCGUUGUUACUGCCGGUGCAAGAACAGCCGUGGAAACGAAGAUGUCUCAACCUACGAUGAUGGCAGAUGGGAUGAGGGCCGGAUGGGGUCGCACGGGAGCGAACAUAUAUCCAGUGCAGUAUGGUGUAGUUGGAGGCGGUUAUACCGCACGAACGUCGGAAAUUUCUGGAGCUCAACAAACUGUCAUGCAGAGUAUCAGUAAUGGAUUUGCUAUGGUUAACAAUGCGGCAAACGACAUGAAUCACGCAACCAACCUACCUCCGCUCGGUAACGACGCUGCAGCAGUUCAGUGGAAGCAAAACACUGUGGACGUAAACGCCGAGGCCGUUGCCGCUCAGAUUAUUGCAAAUCUUGCGGCGGCAGGAUCUUUGGUGAACAACGCAACAGGUGCAAUGGAAGAAAUGGAUUACGAGGUCAUUGGGGCAAACAUCGUAACGAUGACUUCCAAUCUUGGUCAAAUGGCGCAAGGAAUUAAACUGCUUGCUGGUCUGCAAGAGAAUCACGAAGAUCAGGAACACCUCUUGGCGGCAGGCAGAGAAAUUGCUAUCGCAGCAGCGAAGUUUCUCGAAGCCGCCCAGCCACUCUGCAUGGGGCAAACCACUGGCCGGGAGGAGUUCUUUAAUCACGCCAAAGAGGUCUCCGCCGCGUCUGCAAACCUCUUGAUGUUGAUGGGAAGGCUGGAUGUGGACGAUGCGUCUCAGGAUGAUCUGCUUCAAGCGGCAAAAUACGUUACCAAGUACGCUAUGGAUCUGAUCAAUACUGCACGCCCGAUGGCAAGCGGCACCAAAGACCCCGAUGCACAAGCCAUGAUCAGCUUCAAUGCUCAAAGAGUUGGUGAAACAUGUCCAGCGCUCGUCGCCUGUCUGACUGCUGUGUGUCCUGCAAUCACCAAUACUCAGUGUUUCGAGCAAUUUGCCGAGUCAGCCAUGCUACUGCGUGAUGCCGUGGAGCAAUUAGUGCUGUCUUCGGAGGCCGCUGGAAACCCGAAAUUAGAGAAAACUAUGAAGGAGAGCGCGCAGAGGGUUGCAGAAAACAUUGCUAAGCUGGUAGAGAAGGCAAAACGAGGCGGGAAUACGUCGACAGAAGAUCCGUUCGACAUCCAGCAUGACGCAGUACUCAACUCUAUCGACCAAAUGUUCCAGCAAAUCGACACCGUUGAUGGUGUGGUCAAUGGGGCUAGGGAUCUUACCAUGAUCGCGAUGCAGUACGUCAACAUGCUCAAAGGUCUGGGACUGGAUGUCGAAGAUUCUGACGAGAAGAAUCGGCUCCUGUAUGUGGCGCGAUCCCUUGGAGAUGCGACGUCAAAGAUGGUGGCCGCAGCCAAGGACUCCUCGAGGAAUCUCAACGAUCCCGCUGCAAGGGGGCGACUGGAAGAUGCGAUUCUUUCGGUGCGCGCGGCAGCCAAUGAGGCUGCCGGACCCCAACUCCGAAAUAAGGCGUUCAACAGGCUAGUGAAGGCAGUUCGAGACUCGAUCGCUUCCUCAAACCAGCUCAUCUCGGCUUCGCGCGCCACAGCGCAAUCCAACCGGAACCAAGCAUCGCAAUUGCAGCUGAAUCAAGCAGCGCGGCGAAUCAACGAGAUCACGCCGGCUCUUACGACUGCGAUGAAAAACUCGGCGAGCGAGCCGGAGAACAUGGCCGCUCAGCUGAAACUUAUCGAAGCGGCGAAGAAGUUCAUUGCCCCUUGCGCCUCUCUGAUCGCUAUGGCCAAAGUAUCCGUACCCACCAUUGCCGAUACUUCAUCACAGUCGUCCAUGAUCAACACAAUGAAGCAGACGGAGGAUGACGUCUCCAAAUUGGAGCGUGCUUUCAUUCUAGCAGAAGAAGCAAGUGCUGGAAUGGAAAUGGAAAGCGCAGUAUAUUCAUUGCAAGUGCACCAAGAAGAGCUCACUGCCGCCGCAUCAAAUCCAGCCGCCCUGGUUCCCAUUGAAGGGUAUACAGCCGAAAUGUCGCAGACCGAAAUCCUGAACGCUGUUAAAGCUUUGCAGAACAACAUUGCCCAUCUCGCUGGAGGGGUUCAACAAAGGAAUGAGAAAGUGGCCGGCAAUGCUGCCACUGAUGCUGUCGCUGCAUUACAAUCGCUUUCCUUCGCGGCACUGGCUUUAGCAUCGGUCGAGAAUGACUUCAGUCUCCGUCAGGAUCUUCUGAACGCCGCCAAUGGUGUCACAGGUGCACUCUCGAACUUGCUGGCAAGCUCGAAGGAGGUUGGACAGGACCCAAAACGUCAAGCGUACUUUGAGAGCGAAGUCCAAGGCAUAUCGGAAGCGUUGGGCGAUUUGACCAAGUUCUUACCGGGUCAACGAGAACUCGAUAAAGCAAUCACUCAGGUUCAUCAGGUUGGCGAGCAGAUCAGACAGAAAGGCCUGUCGACCAAAGGUUCGAGCGGUGUGACUUUCCAGGCUGCUCAGAGCAAGCUCCAGGCAGCUGCGACUGGCAUCACUGUGUCCGCCAAUGGCUUGGUGAUCGCUUCUCGUGCUUCUCCGGAGGAACUGAAACAGUACGCUCAGCAGUUUGGUCAAGCAUAUACCAAACUUGGAGAUGCCAGUGGAGUGUAUGCUGGAACGACGCAGGACGAAGUUGCAAAAGGGCAUAUCACCCAUAUCUUGGUGGACGUUGCUCAAUCAUCGGAGAAGCUCUUGACUAUCAGCAAAGCCUCAGCAUUGGACCCUUCGAACGCUGUCUUCCGAACACAAUUGAUGAACGAAGCCAAGUCUAUCAGCGAAAGAGUGAACAAGUUACUGGAUGUGUGCUCUGCUUCCGCACCUGGACACGCUGAGUGCAACAUUGCUCUGCAGGGCCUAAACGACGCCGCAGCGCGGCUGGAUUCAGUGAACGAUGCCAGUUCCAACCAAGAUUCUUACGCUGAAAGCAUUGCCAAAGCCUCUGACUCCUACAAGUCUUUGUCUGCAAUACUAGCUUCAAUUGUUAGCAAUGCUCGAUCCGGCAGCGUCGCCAAGAUCGCGAGUGACGCUGCCGAGUUGUCGAACCACAUCAGCUCUGUAACAGACAGUAACGUCCGUGCAGCUUACAUGGUUGGAGUUUCGGAUGAGUCCUCGAUCCCAGCCAUUCCCCCGAUUGUUGAUCAAGCGAGUCUGGCCAAUUUUGCCCACGAUAUCAAGGAAGCCUGCAGGAAAUUGGUCGAUGAGGGGAAUUCACAGCAGCAAAUCCUCGAAAUUGCGGGCACGAUCGCCAAGCAAACGGGUGGUCUUUGCAGUGCUUGCAAAGUUGCGGCCGCAAACCCGCAAAUCACAUCAACAGCAAAGGCAAACUUUUUGAAUGCCUCGAAAGAUAUAGCCACACGUACCUCGGCGCUGGUCGAAACAAUAAAGCUACUUGCACUCAAACCUAGUGCAGAAGCGCGAAACCGUUGUCACGAAACGUCGGUACCGUUGACUGAUGCCAUCGAUAAGUUGCUGAGUUUCGCCGUAUCGCCAGAAUUCGCCGGAACGGAGGCCAAGAUGGGAUCUGCUGCUCUUGCGGCUCAGAAGCCCAUCCUUGAGGCCUCGCAGGCAAUCAUCCUCGCUGGACAAGAGUUCCUUGGUACAGUCAAAAUGAUCUGCAGCAACCCGAAAGAUGAGGGGUCACAGCAGAUGCUGCAAGCUCAUAGCAGAGCUUUGGUGGACGCCGUUCAGGGAUCUUUGCAGACCGUGACCACCUCCGCGCCAGGGCAAAAGGAGUGCUCUAUCGCACUAGAAAAGCUGUCGCAGUCAGUUGUGAGUGUCGACAGUGCCAUUGUGGAAGCUACGGUCAACAACCUUGCACCGCAAGCGGAGACGAUGAACGCCGCUGCGUUGGUAGAUACGGCUCGUGCCAUGGCCAGCUUAUGUGAUGUACUGGCAAAGGCAGCAAAGGAGGAUGCGACUGGCAUAGGCGCUUCUGUCAACGAGCUCCCGGCGUCAUACGAGAGGGCAUCGCUCGCUGCCAUUUGCCUUGCGUCCAACAUGGUGGACAUGCAUCAACAGAUGAGCAUAUUGGAGCAAAUCAAAGCUCUCGGAGAAGCCAUGAAUGCCUUCGUGUAUGCGGCUAAGGCUAACGGCGGAAAUGGAAAGAACGCCGCCGGAGGAAAGAAGGUCGAAGAGGAGAAAGCCAAAGUCCGGACGGCCGUCAGCAAACUCGUCGCGACGCUCGAAGGAUCUCGUGAUGAAUCUGGAGAAUUCACAAAGGCGGUGGAGACCAUCGAGUCGACACUUUCGUCCGUAGACUCCAAGAUCCCCGAUACUGUGCAGAAAGCAUAUCACUUGUACGAGGAGGAUGCCGAGGCCGUCGGAAAGCAGAUUGUGGCGACUGUGGGAGACGUCAUAGCCAAAGCAAAGACACCAGCGCAAUUCCGUCAGAUGGCAGGGACUAUCGCCACGCUAUAUGAUGACAUGUGCACAAAAGGUGGAUGUGCGGUUCGCGCCACGAGCGAUACCAAAGUUCAGGAGAGCAUCAAAGACGGCCUGAGAGGUCUCGGGGCUUCCGGAGUCAAGCUGAUUGAAGCCAUUCGCCACGCCAGCGGCAAGAGUGCUGCAGAUCAAGCUUCGAGAGCUAAACUCAGUGCUGCCGCUCGCGAAGUAUCGAUUUCAGUAGCCAACAUGAUGGGCGUGGUGAAGGAAGGGUCAAAAGGGAUCUUGCAGUGUAAGAUGGCGAUGGAGGACAUCAACAGCAUUGUGGCCGAUUUGGAAGGAAACUUGAUCUUUGCCCAAGCUGGGCAGCUCGAUCCUGUAGACGUAAAGGACAACUUUGCCCGGCAUAAGGACCCGUUAUUGAGCGCUGCGCGAGCGUCAACUGAGGAGCUCAAAGCGUACAUUGGUGCCGUAGGGGCUACGCAAGACGAACUGGCAACCGUAGUCACCGCAUCUGUGACGGCCCUGAGCGCGCUUAGGGACAAAGUUCGUCUUGGUGCUACUGCAGUCACAUCCGCCGACAAGCACAUGCAGCAACAGCUACUGAAUUCCGCGAAGGCCGUUUCAGAAGGACUGCAGGCCCUGAUCGCCAGCGCGAUCAAUGCAUGUGGGCGGUCCCCAGACGAUCCUGCAAUGAUGGAAUUUGCCGAAAAGCUGAGAACGGAGUUCCUCGCGAUGAGGGAACUUAUCAGAGGCGCCCGCGUGCUGGGAGACGAAGCUACUCGGGGGACUCGCGCUCUGGAAGGCGCGAUGGCGGAAAUCGACGAGGCAUUGGGUGUCUUGACAUCAGUAGCACCUGCUCAAGGUACAGCACUGCCCGAUGAAGUAGCGGGAUCCGCAAAACUCCUAGCUACUGCCGCCGCCGCCCUGGUUUCUGCGGCAUCGGGCAAGCAGGAGGAUAUAGUGGCAUCAGCCAACGCGAUAAAGAAACAGAUGGAAGACCUUAUCCGGUCAGCAAAAGCCGCCACGGAAAAGGCGCCGCCAGAACAAAAGGGCCAGAUGGUCGAUGCAGUCCGAAAGGCAGGAGACGCCGUGAAGAACCUCCUCGCCCGUCUAAAGACCCAACAGGAGCACAACAACCCCGACAACAAAACGAAGGUCCAGAUGGCCGCGAAGGAUGUUGCGCUAUCCGUCAAUGCCAUUGUCACCGCUGCUAGCGCAUUACUACCGGCUGGUUACGUUGAUGCCAACGACCCGAACGUUAUUGCUGAGAGGGAGUUGCUGGCCGCCGCUGCUUCCAUCGAUGCUGCCGCACGGAAGCUGGCUAGCCUCGCACCGCCGCGUCCCAAGGAGAUCAACGAAGAUCUGAACUUCGAGGAGCAGAUCGUUGAAGCCGCAAAGGCCAUCGCCGCUGCGACCGCUGGUUUAGUGCGAUCGGCAACGGGCGCUCAGCGUGAACUCGUCGCGAAAGGACGGACGGGUCCGAAGGAAGAGGCCAUGUACUUUUCUGACGGAACUUGGAGCGAUGGAUUGGUUAGUGCUGCAAAGACCGUGGCUGGCGCGACGGGAGACCUCUGCGAUACAGCAAACCAAGCCAUGAAGGGCAAACUGGAGCGAGAGAGGGUCAUCGUCAGUGCGAAAGCUGUUAGCUCCUCGACAAUCCAACUGCUGUCCGCAGCGACGGCUCGCGCGGAUCCGAACUCACAGGCUCAAAUCAGAUUGAGAGCAGCCGGAAAGGCCGUUACCAACUCGACGGACAACUUAGUCCGUGCAGCUCAACAGAACCUCGCAUUCGACGAUGCGGACCAAUUCUCAUCUGUGAUGUCGGCUAGUGGGAAAGGUGGCGUCGCAAGCUCGAGAGUGGCCGAGAUGGACGCGCAGGUCGCCAUCCUCAAGAUGGAGAAGGAGCUAGAGAAGGCGCGAAUGAAGCUGGCGUCUGUUAGGAAAGGCCGAUAUGAUGCAGGCAAGGCCGGGGCGGCACCGACACCAGCGGCCGCACCGGCACCAACUCCAUCGAAACCCGGCGUGCAGACUACGAAGGAUGCAGCAGCAUCUCUGGCUGGUGUAAUAAAUCAAGGAGCCCCACCGAAGGCCGCAGCCAGGGCACGCGGCCAGGCACAAUGA